Molecule: messenger RNA, 695 nt
Organism: Xiphophorus couchianus (Monterrey platyfish)
Lineage: Eukaryota; Metazoa; Chordata; Actinopteri; Cyprinodontiformes; Poeciliidae
Gene: mest
Product: mesoderm specific transcript
Exons: 6
Biological process (GO): acylglycerol catabolic process
Cellular component (GO): membrane
Molecular function (GO): monoacylglycerol lipase activity
Source: RefSeq, a predicted model, not a curated record
CCUUUAAAAAAAAACGUUAGCAAAGUGAGAGCUCUUACUUUUCUCUGCUAUAUUUACUUCUUAACUCUCCACAGGAAUAUCCUCUGCAGGUCUGAAACAGGUUGAAGGUCUGCUGAUAACAAGCAGGAACUUUGCAUGUGUCAGCGGCAGGAAUGAGACCUCCUCACCGCUGACCUCAACAUGAGAGAGUGGUGGAUCCAUGUGGGUCUAAUUUGCGUCCCGCUCGUGGCCGUCUACCUGCACAUCCCGGCCCCUCACCUCUCCGCCACCCUACAGAAGUGGCACAGCGCCGGGGAUUUCUUCCACUUCAGAGGGAAGAAGAUCUUUUAUAGAGACUCCUACGGUGCUUUGGGAAGCUCAGAUGUGGUCCUUCUGCUCCACGGCUUCCCCACCUCCAGCUAUGACUGGAACAAGAUCUGGGAUCCGCUCGCACAGCGCUUCCAUCGAGUCAUUGCACUGGACUUCCUUGGAUUUGGUUUUAGUGACAAACCUAGACCCCACAGGUACUCCAUCUUUGAACAAGCCAGUAUAGUUGAGGCCAUGGUGGCCCACUUGGGUCUGAGCAAUCAACGACUCAAUUUGAUAUCCCAUGAUUAUGGAGAUACUGUGGCCCUAGAGCUGCUAUACAGGAGUGACCAAAAUCGGACAGGGCAUCUGAACUUCAACAGUCUGUGUUUAACAAAUGGAGGUACAAU